UACUCGGGACAGGACUACUCAGUUGCCAUCUGUCUGCAGAAACGAAUCACAGUCCGCUCAAUUGUGCUUCACAAUGAUUUGGAUACUUUCUCUACUUGUAGUUCUGAUUCCUGUUUUAACUGUCGACGCGUGGGGGAAGUACAAUGCCCUUGACCAGAAGCAAAUAACGGAGUAUGUGACCAAACUCUGUACGAAAAGUGGCGCUGAAGAUAAAGUUCCACAAGUUCUGGAUGCAAUCGAAAACUUCGAGAAAUGUUCCGUAAGCCUGUUCAAGGACGAGGUCCUGUUGGAGGAGGUGGCGACCGCCAUUCGCAGCAAUGACCUCAAUGGGGUCUUCAAAAAGUACUGCGCACGCACAGGGCGCUUGGCAGCGUGCACUUACUCUCUGAUCGACAGCGUAGGGCUGUGCGUAGCCGGCGCCGACCUGCCCGCCGCGCACAACUUUAUCGACCAGCUGCUCGGCUUCGUCUGCCACAACGACGGCGAGAGGAUCGCACUGUUCAUUCAAGAAGGCGGUCCUCAGUGCUUCCAGCAGAACGUGGGCGCCCUCAACGGCUGCACCGCGAAAGUGUUGAACGAGAUCGACGGCGUGCAACCGGUUAAAGAACUCUGCACGAAGUUCGACGAGCUAUCAAAAUGCCUGGUGGAGACGGUGAGCAAGUGCUCGCCCGCCGCGCCGGCCGACAUGAUGCGCGCGCUGCUCGCGCAAGUGCGCCAGACCACGCCCUGCUCCGCCGACGACGAUACCUUCCGCACCUACAUGCGGUGGCUGCAGGACCAGCAUUAAAAUACUCGCCACGCCUCGGCUAUGAAACGCAUGCGCACGCGUGCACAAAACAAUAACUCGUCGGCCACAGAACGCACGCUUGUGCGUGUCCGCUCAACUUUGACGCCGACCAUCUUACAUUGGUUAAAACAAAUGUGUGACGUUCGUCGGCGUCGAGCGUAUACGCUUGGAGCAAAGAGAAUAGAGUGUAUAGAGGGUUAUUGUCAUAGUAAAUUUUGUAGUACCAGUAAACUUACUGCCAUAUUUCGAAGCAGGAUUAACUAAAACUAAAAAUGAAUAAAAUAUUUAAAAAAUAUAUACAUAUACAGGGUGACCUUAGCCAUUGGAUGAACCCUGAAAUCCCACGUAGGGUUAUUUCUCAGGAAUGCUCUAACGCUAAUCUUUUUUUAAUACAGAACAAAAGAUAAAAAAAUUAAAUUUCAAACAAAAAUUAAUUCCAAUGAUCGACAACAAAAAGAAACGUACUGUAUUAAUCAUUGGCAGUGUUUUUGACAACUUGUUCGAAAAUGUGCGGCAAUGAUGACAUUUGUCAAGUCAGAAGAAUCUUAUUAAUGUCAUAAAUAAAAAAGAUAAUCAAUAAGGUCGAAGAAGGUUUCAUACUAUUUAUUACCUCAGGCUGCUCCAAAGUAAAAAUCGUAAUUUGUUAAUUUCUUCGUAACCGCUGCACCGGCUGUUAUGAUACUUGGUAUUACUGAUUCUAAAUACCCUAAUGCAUUUGUACAUUUCGGCUUUGUCCAAUGGCUAAGGACACCCUGUAUAUAUUAAAUGAUUUUUUUUAGUUUAAAAUGUGUUUAAUUUUUUUUAGAACGCCUUAUGUCUUUAACCCAUGUUCUUUCACUGAUAUGUGUUAAAAUUGUUAAAUAUCAAACGGUGUCGCCAUCUACACGAGUAUAGGCCAAAGGUAUGGCGUAGGGUGGUCCAUGUUUGUAUGGAAUAAAAACAAAAUAUUUGCACUCUUUUCUUUCCAUAGGGCUAAGCAUGGAUAUCAGGAGUCGUAGCACGGUACGCUUAUCACCAUGCCUGUCACGUUCUAACAAGUAUGUGAGUGCGAAAGUGACGGACUUAGUGAUAGGGGAAACCAUGCUGCGCGGGCUGGAGUAUUAAGUAACUGACUCGUUAGCUGUUAGUGAUUAAGUAGGUAGUACAAUUUGACAUGCCUAGUUAUUAAAUCACAUUUACAAUCGGGUCUAUCGCGAAUUUAUUUUGUUACCCCGAAAGUUUUAAAUGUUAUAUAUGCUUAGUUAUUCUAGUUAUGCCUAUUAUCUGAGAAUUGUGUAUUUUUAUUUAUUUAGUGAAUUACAUAAACACAUAUAUAUACCUCGUAUCGUAUCAGGAUCCAAAACUCUUGUGUUGAAUUUUCUUUUCCCCUCACUACCUCGGAAAGCCGUCUUUUAUCGUUUAAAACAAGCGGGGAAAAACGCAUUUUGU
Messenger RNA from Cydia strobilella, 2215 nucleotides. RefSeq names its product 27 kDa glycoprotein-like. Lineage: Eukaryota; Metazoa; Arthropoda; Insecta; Lepidoptera; Tortricidae. The transcript has 6 exons. The coding region runs from base 74 to 787 and encodes 237 amino acids. The record is from RefSeq and is a predicted model, not a curated record.